Molecule: messenger RNA, 857 nt
Organism: Aureobasidium pullulans EXF-150
Lineage: Eukaryota; Fungi; Ascomycota; Dothideomycetes; Dothideales; Saccotheciaceae
Exons: 2
Coding region: 139-819 (226 amino acids)
Source: RefSeq, a predicted model, not a curated record
AGGUGUAAUCUGUCGCUCUCGCUACACACCUUUGACCAAUUCCGCUUCUUCCAUCUUUCGCUUCCCGGCUUCUGGAGUUCUUUCGCAUAAUAUACCCCCAUCUGACGGUUUCAUCUCGGCAUCAACGGCUUUUGUUUCAUGAUCAAUUUCACACCGGCCCGCUCAUCAUUUCUUGGCCAUCUUGGUCUUCUCCACAUUCCGAGGCACAACUUCCAUUUCUGGAGAACGACCAACACAGCAAAUCAAAAAAUCGACCAAAAAAAUAUCUCUCAACUUCAUUUCUCUCGUUCCGGCGUAAAAGGGGACAGCCCAAAAGGCGUUUUUGUUUCUUUCUUCGGUCGACUGGCGUUGUCUCCAAUCCUUCGCUCGUUCACUGCAUAUGCGGAUAGAACGCUCUUACAGCAAGCAGGACUAGAGACUUUGUACAACUUUACACUGGUGAACAGGAGGAAUGGGGCAACCCAAAAACAGGCGUAUCUCGGUUUAUUCUCUUUCUUGUCUUCCUGCCUGUCGUGUACUAAAACUCCAGUGUGUCUCUCUUUUCUUUAUGGCGUGGUAUUGUUGUGCCAGCAGUUCAUCUUCUUUUCUUUUCUUUCGUUACAAAGCUCAUCUAGAUACCCACUUUUAUUUCCUUAUAUCAGCAUGUUCCUUCUUACAAAUACUUGCUUCCCCUUUACAAAUACCUGUUUUCCGGAUUCUCGGUGCUCGAUGAGGUGGCUUGUCGCUCCUGCAUAUGUCAAGGAGGUUGAUCUUCCGAUGAGACGCCAGCCACCAACGGUCGAACACGUUCAGGCAAAACCAGGUACUCGGUACACUUGACCUCAUCAGCCCUGGAGAUAGCAUGAGACGUUGAUCCC